Molecule: messenger RNA, 819 nt
Organism: Ascochyta rabiei
Lineage: Eukaryota; Fungi; Ascomycota; Dothideomycetes; Pleosporales; Didymellaceae
Exons: 5
Coding region: 1-819 (272 amino acids)
Source: RefSeq, a predicted model, not a curated record
AUGGCACAGAUCUUCUCCAUACCCGUCCAAGUCCUCAUCGUCUAUAGAGCUUCCGCUGGCUUGAUUGGUAUACAUGCUUGGGAGCUAACCGGUCACCAACUUAACACUGUUGCCAAAAUAACCAUGGCAACGACAGUGUUAUACUCACCGGGGCUGGCUUUUGCGAAACCAUCAUUUCUAUGCUUUUAUUUGAACUUGAACCCUGGGAAGGGGUUUCGCAUCAGCGUAUAUUUGACCAUGUUCGUCGUAAUCGGAUCCUGUGUUGGCAUCGUCGUUUCGCUGCUUGCAGCCUGCAGACCAUUUACGAAGAAUACAGAUGUCACAGUAAGAGAAGGACUAUGUUUGAACAAGGCGGCAUUGUAUAUCGCUACUUGGGUACUCAACAUCAUUACGGACAUCAUCGUGUUGAUAUUGCCUAUCCCCAUGGUCUUGGCACUGCAAAUGGUCAAAUCCCGGAAGAUCAUGCUGAUCCUGCUCUUCAGCGCCGGCUCCAUUACAUGUGUCACGAGUGCUGUACGCGUCGCGUUACUUCCUCCAAUGCUCACUUCGAAAGAUUCGUCUUGGGACACGGUGUACCCUAGUCUGUGGAUCCUGAUUGAAGCCAGCCUCAUCAUCAUUACUGGUACGCUCCCAACCAUGCGUCUGUUCUUGCGACACGUGGCGCCCACUUUGAUUGAUGACUCAGAGCCUGCCCGCAUGUUGACCCCACACCGUGAGAGCGGUUGGGAGCUACAGUAUCGCCGAACAAAUGAUCCAUACGAGAUUGAAGAUGGGUCAUCUGAAAGGGGAAUAAUUUCUAUAAAGAGCGAGCCAUCUUGA